Messenger RNA from Penicillium cinerascens, 1464 nucleotides. Its product is annotated as mitochondrial distribution and morphology protein 10. Gene Ontology annotation, biological process: mitochondrial outer membrane translocase complex assembly; phospholipid transport; protein insertion into mitochondrial outer membrane. Bases 1 to 1464 code for a protein of 487 amino acids. The record is from RefSeq and is a predicted model, not a curated record. Gene Ontology annotation, cellular component: SAM complex; ERMES complex. The transcript has 2 exons. Lineage: Eukaryota; Fungi; Ascomycota; Eurotiomycetes; Eurotiales; Aspergillaceae.
AUGCUGGAUUUCAUGGAUUAUAUCCAGCUGGCCUUUGCUGAGGCUACCAGCUGGAACCGCGACAAUUCAUACUCCUGCUUGACGACUACCACGCAGUCGAUUUUGGACUUUUCGACUCCUGAGCGAUUGCGCGUCCGUGUUGCCUCGCUCUCUACGCCACAUUUUGCAACCAGCUACACUCUCGGCACGGUAGGACUGCUUGAUGGAUCAGUAUCAUACCUCUUCAGCACGGUGCCCUUCCACAACACGCCCAGCCGGAGCGCCUUGAUUCCUCUUCGAAAGAUCUCGCCCGGAUAUCGCCAAGUGCAAGCGCCAUCUGCUCCUGUGCAAUCAUGGGGAUUGGAUUCUCUGCUGGACAGCGUGAGCAUCCCUGGGAUCAAGAAUGGUUUGCGCCCGGGAUUACCAAAGAGCAAAGAUGGGGAUCAGACUACGGAGGCUGCGCAGCGUAAAGCGACUCUUCUACAUGCCUCUUUGCAUCUCCCAUCACCCACUACGCUGUAUGCGCUGUUCCUACGCAGGAUUUCUCCGACCAUGCAACUGUCUCUGGCGGUCUGUUCCACCCAAGGACCGCCCAUGUCAAACUCCGCGCCGCAGGCUUCCAUGCUAACCCAGCUUUCCCAUGAUACGGGCAAAUACUGCAAUGAAUAUCUAUUCAGUACCGACAAUGCACUUUUUGGCUGGCGCGGACUCUGGAAUUUUGGCCCUGAUCCUCGCUACACUCCAGCUAAUGCCCCGCCUGCAUUGUCACUGCUGUCGGCCGGCGCGGAGGCAUACUACUCGCCUAUUUCCUCAUUGAUUGGCAUGUCGACAGGGUUGCGUUUCACCACACUUCCAGCAGCAACUCAAGUGCCUUCGACAACAUCCUCUUCAUCCAACUACCCCGCCCCCAUUUCUACUUUCCCCUACACGUUGACCCUGACACUCACACCCAUCACCGGCUCUCUAUCAACAACAUACUCCCUCCGUGCAUCACCCAACCUCGCUUUCAGCUCCCGAUUCGGCUUCAACGUCUACAGCUGGGAGAGUGAGAUGGUUGCCGGCUGUGAGCUCUGGCGCAGGAAAUCAAAAACCCCGUCCAGCGACGACGAUCUUGAAUGGGCACGCCGCAAAAUGCGCAUGUAUGAUUUCUCCGCCUCUCUGCCAGGAUCUCCGCCUUCUUCUCCACUCCUCUCUGACCCGGUUCAACCCGAGUCCGCUGUCAGAUCGCAUGCGGAUGACAGCGAGGCCGACGACUCCGUGAUCAAGCUCCGCAUCGACCAAUCCUGGAAUGUCCGUCUGCUCUGGGAGGGCCGAGUCAAGGAGCUCCUGGUUAGCGCGGGUGUCGGGCUGGGCCCUGGUUCGUUUUCGCUGUCACCCAGUGUAUCCUCCGCUGCCUCGGGGUGUGGGUCGUCGCAGAGUGGAGGCGGCGGGCCUGGCACGUCGUACUGGCGCGGGGUUGGAGUGUCUGUGAUGUACUCUUCAUGA